AUAUGAUCUUCCAUAUUUUACACCUUCAUGUAAUUUCACUCCUUUUCUCUUCUUCCUCUUCCCAAAAAAUAAAAAAACACACUUUCUCAUCAGUCCUUUUUUUAUCUCUGUGAUUUUGCAGCAAAAAUAGAAACAUAUCACAGAGAAUCAAACAUUUAUCCUUUUAGUCAGUAGCACAGUGCAGUUAAAUAACGGUUUUCUUUCAUCUUCUUCCUCAUCUUACACAUUUAGCCAUUCUUGAUUCUUCUCUCAACUUUUUGCAAAAAUGAUCACUUGGCACGAUCUAUAUACUGUUUUAACAGCAGUUGUUCCUCUCUAUGUUGCUAUGAUCUUGGCUUAUGGUUCAGUUCGUUGGUGGAAAAUCUUUUCACCUGAUCAAUGUUCUGGUAUCAACAGAUUUGUGGCUAUUUUUGCAGUUCCUUUACUAUCCUUUCACUUUAUAGCCAUGAACAACCCUUAUGAAAUGAACUUCCGUUUCAUUGCUGCUGAUUCACUACAAAAAGUUAUUAUGCUUGUAGUUCUUUCUUUAUGGGCUAAUUUAACAAAAAAUGGUAGCCUUGAAUGGAGUAUUACAAUUUUUUCACUUUCAACACUACCCAACACUUUAGUUAUGGGUAUCCCUUUGUUAAUUGCUAUGUAUGGUGAGUACUCUGGUAGUCUCAUGGUACAAGUAGUUGUGUUACAAUGUAUAAUAUGGUACACACUUUUGCUUUUCUUGUUCGAAUAUCGUGGGGCUAAGAUGCUUAUUAUGGAACAGUUCCCUGAAACUGCUGCAUCAAUUGUUUCGUUUAAGGUUGAAUCCGAUGUUGUCUCUCUUGAUGGUCAUGAUUAUCUAGAAACUGAUGCAGAAAUUGGACAAGAUGGUAAACUACAUGUUACUGUAAGGAAAUCAAAUGCGUCCCGAAGGUCAUUUGCUAUGGAUCAUCGACCCUCGAAUCUCACUGGAGCAGAGAUUUAUAGUUUAAGUUCAUCGAGAAAUCCGACCCCGAGAGGGUCUAAUUUUAAUCACAAUGAUUUUUACUCUAUGAUGGGUUUUCCUGGAGGAAGAUUAUCCAAUUUCGGCCCUGCAGACAUGUACUCUGUACAGUCUUCUCGGGGUCCGACCCCUAGACCGUCUAAUUUCGAGGAGAACUGUGCUCCUGGGGGAGCUGUGAACGUUCAGAGCUCCCCGAGGUUUGGGUACUUCCCGGCGCAGCAGCCUGCCGCGCCGGGAUCUUAUCCUGCCCCGAAUCCCGAAAUUGCUUCUACAGUGCCGAAAAGUACAAAACCGAAUGUACAAGCAGUAAAGCAGGACGUACAACAGCAGCAGCAGCAGCCGAAUGCUAAAGGCAAUAAUCAUGAUGCGAAGGAGCUUCAUAUGUUUGUAUGGAGCUCGAGUAAUUCUCCGGUAUCGGAAUCCGGUGGACUCCACGUGUACAGUGGCAAUGAUUUCAGUGCUAAUGAACAAUCGGGUCGGUCCGAUGGUGCCAAAGAAAUUAGGAUGUUGGUUUCUGAUCAUCCUCAAAAUGGGGAUACUAAAGCCAUUCCGCAAACAGGGGAAUUUGGUGGGGAUGAGUUCACUUUCGGAGGUGCCAAUGGUGAUGGAAAGGAUGUGGAUGAAGAAAAAGGAGAAAAACAGGGUCCCACUGGACUGACUAAACUGGGGUCCAGCUCCACAUCGGAGCUGCACCCCAAACUAGCCGGAGGUCAAGAUCCCCGUAUGGGAAAACAGAUGCCUCCGGCGAGUGUUAUGACCCGUUUGAUCUUGAUUAUGGUUUGGCGUAAGCUUAUCCGUAACCCGAACACGUAUUCGAGCCUCAUUGGUCUGAUUUGGUCCUUAAUCUCGUUCAGGUGGCAUGUGCAUAUGCCCAAAAUCUUAGAGAAGUCAAUCUCCAUUCUCUCUGAUGCUGGCCUUGGAAUGGCUAUGUUUAGCUUAGGUCUGUUUAUGGCUCUUCAACCAAAGAUCAUUGCAUGUGGAAAUACAGUGGCUACAUUUGCAAUGGCAGUGAGGUUUCUGACUGGCCCAGCAGUUAUGGCUGCUGCUUCAAUUGCUGUUGGUCUUCGUGGUACCCUUCUUCAUGUAGCCAUUGUACAGGCUGCAUUGCCACAAGGGAUUGUCCCAUUUGUGUUUGCUAAGGAGUACAACGUUCAUCCAGCUAUUCUUAGCACUGCGGUUAUUUUCGGGAUGUUGAUAGCUCUGCCAAUCACAUUAGUGUACUACAUCGUCCUUGGACUAUAAGAAGAUGUCAAGUGAAGAGAAAGAAAAUGAAGAUAGCUAGGACCAAAAAUGGAGAAAAUCAAAAUAUUUCACUUGUUGCGGAGUUUGCAUUAAGUUUAGUAGGAAUUCAUGGGAUGAGAAUUAAGAUUAUCCAUUAAAAUUCCGAGAUACUUGGAGCACAGGACAAGAGAUUUGACUUAAAUUAGUGUGAAGAAAACUCUUAAAUUAGUGUGAAGAAAACACAUCCAAAUGUGCAAAACUUAGAGGAGCAAAAUUGGUCUAGUAGAAAAAAGAGGAGACAAGGAGCAGCAAAACAUGGGAGCAAAAUGAAUUAAUGAUUAUAUAGCCUCUUUGCUUCCCAUAAUCAUUACGCGUGUGAAGUAUCAAUUUGAGAAACAAAUUGUAGAAAUUCAGAUUGAUUUUGACUUUUGAAUGGUAGAUUGUACUUUUUAGUUCCAACUUUUUUUGCCCUUUUUGCUUAAUUAACCACUCGUGUGUAUUUAUUUACUCAGGGUUAUUGUAAUAGUUUGGUUUGCUAGUUGUUUACUUCCAUUGUAAUUACUUUAGAUUUUUAAAUAUUAUGGUCAAAAAGAUUUCAUGUA
Molecule: messenger RNA, 2799 nt
Organism: Lycium ferocissimum
Lineage: Eukaryota; Viridiplantae; Streptophyta; Magnoliopsida; Solanales; Solanaceae
Product: auxin efflux carrier component 3-like
Exons: 6
Coding region: 266-2218 (650 amino acids)
Biological process (GO): auxin polar transport; auxin export across the plasma membrane
Cellular component (GO): plasma membrane; endoplasmic reticulum
Molecular function (GO): auxin efflux transmembrane transporter activity
Source: RefSeq, a predicted model, not a curated record